Molecule: messenger RNA, 1859 nt
Organism: Tetranychus urticae (two-spotted spider mite)
Lineage: Eukaryota; Metazoa; Arthropoda; Arachnida; Trombidiformes; Tetranychidae
Gene: CYLD
Product: ubiquitin carboxyl-terminal hydrolase CYLD
Biological process (GO): protein deubiquitination
Molecular function (GO): cysteine-type deubiquitinase activity
Source: RefSeq, a predicted model, not a curated record
GUCAUCUCACUCUUGUUACCUACUCUUUAGUUUGUUUUGAUAGUUAAUUCUCUCUUCAAGGACAAUUUGAAUCUUUUCUGUUUUCAUGUUUUCUUAAUUUGUUUAAAAAAUGUUCUCCUAACUAAAUACUCAUGUUUAUAACCAUUUUCGUAACCAUAAAUGUUUUACUAAAGUCAUUGAGGUAAAAAUUCACUGACAAACAUUGUGAUGAAUAUUGUUAAGCAACCAGCAAUCAAAAAUGAGACCCAAACCAUAAGACCCUUAUCUGUUGAUGAGGUUUGUGCCCUGGAAAAGUGUUCUCCACCAUUAUUGACGAUUGGUAAUCGAAUUGUUUGGUUAUCUGACAAUGGACCUGAAUUUGGAUACAUCAAAUGGUUGGGUAAAUUACCAGAUGUUGGACCAGAUUGGAUGGCUGGUGUCCAUUUUGAUAACCCAGUUGGCUCUGGAACUGGUAUCUACAACGAUUACCAGUUAUUUGAUGCUCCUGUUUACCAUGCAUCUUUGGUACCAGUCAUCGGUUUGUUAAGGGCAGAGGAUUUUACCGGUGACCCGCCACCUUCAUCAGCAUUAUCAUCUUCACUUGUGGCUGCUGUUAUUACUAACAAUAUUGGUAAUGAAAAUUCAUCCUCGUCAUCUAACAGAAACAAUACGAUUUCUGAUCGAAGUAAACAAUAUGAUGCUUCAAGAAUAACUUGUGAUAUUCCUCCUUUAUCAACCCAUGAUGAUCUGAAAUAUCUUUGUGGUAAAGCUCGUGGAAUCCAGGGUCAUCAUAAUUCAUGUUAUUUAGAUGCAACCUUGUUUGCCAUGUUUUCCUAUACAACAAUAUUUGAAUCUCUUCUUCAUCGACCUCAAUCAUCAAGCGAUAUUGCUGAAUACUCUGAAGUACAGAAAGUAUUAAAGGAAGAAAUUGUUAAUCCAUUAAGAGCCAAUCUUUAUGUUUCAGCUGAUCGAGUCAUGCAUUUGAGAACCUUGCUUGAAAAGUUGACUUCGGUUCGUGGCUUAACGUCUGAGGAAAAAGAUCCUGAAGAAUUUUUAAAUUUAUUAUUGAAUCAAAUCUUAAAAGCUGAUCCAUACCUUAAAUUGUCUUCAGGACUGGAAUCGUAUUUUUAUCAAUUGUUUGUUGAUAAGGAUGAAAAACUGGUUCUACCCACGGUUCAGCAACUUUUUGAUCAAUCAUUCUUGGCUUCUGAUUUCAAAUUGCGAGAAAUUCCUCCUUGUCUUCUGUUACAAAUGCCCAGAUUCGGACGACAAUUCAAAAUGUAUCCUCGAAUCGUACCUAGUCUUUAUUUAGAUAUUUCUGAUGUUCUCGACAAUUCUCCUCGUCAAUGUUCCAUUUGUGGUGAACUGGCUGAAUUCGAAUGUAAAGAAUGUUUUGGACAAUUUGGCGAAGGACUUGAUUCGACUGCUUUCUGUCAAAAGUGUCUGGAUAAAAGUCAUGCUCACAAGAAAAGGGCUAAACACAAGACAACCAAACUAAACAUUCCAACUGAAUUUAGUAUACUUAAAGAUCAUAUUCAAGUUCAAAGAAUUUACAUGGAAUUAUUUGCAGUUCUUUGUAUAGAAACCAGCCAUUAUGUUGCUUUCGUUAAAUGUGGAUCUGGUCCCGACGCUCCAUGGUGUUUUUUUGAUAGCAUGGCUGAUAGAAACGGUGAACAAGAUGGUUAUAAUAUUCCUGAAGUAACUCUGUUUCAAAAUUUACGUUGGUGGUUAUCAGAUGAAGGAACAGCUCUUUUAUUAACCACCAAAGAUGAUAAAUUACUGCCUGAAAUGACUCGACGAUUACUCUGUGAUGCUUACAUGUGUAUGUAUCAAAGCCCGGAUUUGAUGAUGUACAGAUGAUGACGUUAUUUGGAAGGAAA